UCACGGGCUUCCACAACAUGCUUCCCUUAGUUUUUAUCUAUUUUAAAUGAUGACAUUUCAGACAAUAAGCAUGACAUAAGUACACUAUAUUGGAUUUGCAGGAUAAUAUGGCAGAUUAUGAGAAAUACAGACAAAUGAGGAUAGCGGAAAAUCGAUUGAAGUUGCAAGAGAUGGGAGUUAAGUCUAUGGCUUAUGAAAUUAGUCAAUCAAUGAAGGGCAAAAAAAGAAUAUGCAACAAUAAGAAAAAAUAUCAAAAGCCGGAUCACGAUGAUGAGUACAUACCUGGUGAAGAUUGUGAACAACUAUUGAUCCACUCUAGUGAAGAUAGUGACAACGAUAAAAGGGAAAAGUGCAUAACAUUGAGGUCUCAAUCUAAAAAGAUUUUAGCUCAAAAGAUAAGCCCUGCUAUGCUUAAAGACAAUGCAAGUGACUGUCAAAUAGGAAUGGCAAGUCUAGUGAAAAGAGGAGGAAACACAAGGAAAAUUUACAACACAAAGUAG
Beta vulgaris subsp. vulgaris (sugar beet) is the source of this 500-nucleotide messenger RNA. RefSeq lists its product as uncharacterized. NCBI's taxonomy places the organism in Eukaryota, Viridiplantae, Streptophyta, Magnoliopsida, Caryophyllales, Amaranthaceae. The transcript is spliced from 3 exons. The record is from RefSeq and is a predicted model, not a curated record. The coding region runs from base 108 to 500 and encodes 130 amino acids.